Scutellospora calospora is the source of this 128-nucleotide messenger RNA. Lineage: Eukaryota; Fungi; Glomeromycota; Glomeromycetes; Diversisporales; Gigasporaceae. The record is from the annotation of a GenBank genome assembly.
AUGUUCAUCAUUAUAAGGAAGUUCAUAGCCAAUCUUCCUCAAGAACGAGGUGGAAUUUACUGUUUCCGCGCCUAUGACCCGCCAAUAUUUCCACAUAAUCUUUUAGUUAGAAAGGAAGAACGUUCACA